UAAAUAACUUCCUCCAUGUAGUAUCACUGCCAAACUCCAGAAGAGCUGCAAGGAGACCCAAGAGAUUCACAAGAGACAUAGCUCUUCGGUUUGCGCACUUUCUAGGUCUUCCACAUAAGCUGCACUGAAAAAAAUGGAACAGUUGGAAAACUCCACAGCAUCACCCAAACGCCUCUUCCUGCACACACAGAGCACCGCGCACUCCCAGGCGGACAAAAGCGACGCGUACCUGUACAUAUUAAUAGUCAUGUCUUUCUACGGAAUCUUCCUCUGUGGCAUUAUGAUGGGCUACUUUCGCUCCAAAAGGAGAGAGAAAAGGAGAAUCAACAUCUUCACGCGCCUUGUGCACGAGGAGGAGCAGCGGGAGUGGGGCGCGCUGCCCAAGAAACACAGCCUUACCUUUCCCGCCGCUGUCUCAGAGCUGCGCGCGGUGCAGGUGUCCCUGCCUUUCUGCGGUAACCACGGCAACAACUUCGGGCAUCUCCACUACGAGGGCGCGCUGCCAUCACCGCUGGCUUGCGCACAGUGCACGGAACAGAGCAGUAUCAGCUCCCUGUGCUCCACGGACACGCGCUUCGCCAUAGAGGAGGAGUCGGACAACGACGCGGCCGAUGGGGUGGAGGGGAACGUGAACUGUAGAUGAUUCAGGCUAAACUUCACCCAGA
Messenger RNA from Etheostoma cragini (Arkansas darter), 665 nucleotides. RefSeq names its product potassium voltage-gated channel, Isk-related family, member 4 (gene kcne4). Gene Ontology annotation, cellular component: membrane. NCBI's taxonomy places the organism in Eukaryota, Metazoa, Chordata, Actinopteri, Perciformes, Percidae. Bases 134 to 643 code for a protein of 169 amino acids. The transcript has 2 exons. Gene Ontology annotation, biological process: regulation of heart rate by cardiac conduction; negative regulation of delayed rectifier potassium channel activity; potassium ion export across plasma membrane. The record is from RefSeq and is a predicted model, not a curated record. Gene Ontology annotation, molecular function: voltage-gated potassium channel activity involved in ventricular cardiac muscle cell action potential repolarization; transmembrane transporter binding; potassium channel regulator activity.